This is a messenger RNA of Megalopta genalis, 3161 nucleotides long. NCBI's taxonomy places the organism in Eukaryota, Metazoa, Arthropoda, Insecta, Hymenoptera, Halictidae. The record is from RefSeq and is a predicted model, not a curated record.
ACACAUUCAAUACUACCGAUAAACGUACACGUUCAAAGUCAGUUCGAACGGAUUCACCGAGGAUGUACCGAUUUGCGAUCUUGACUUUUUUCGUCCUAAUCGCAACCGCUCGGAGUCAGACCAUAAAAGGAUCGCCGAGGGUGGUGAUCGUUGGUGCGGGUGCAUCGGGAAUCGCAGCUGCAUCGAAGCUGCUGCAGAACGGCAUCGAGGAUGUCCUUAUUCUAGAAGCGGAGGACAGAAUUGGCGGUCGAAUAAAGACUAUUAAAUUCGAUGAAUACUUGAUUGAUGAAGGAGCCCAAUGGAUUUUUGGAAACCUGGAGAACGUGGUAUACGAUUUGGCAAACCCGUUGGGGUUUACAAACACAUCAGACUUCUACAAAUUCGAGAUCUUCAACUCUCAUGGAGAACAAUUGGAUGCUCAUCUCGUGGAUAUCAUGAAAACGAUUUUAACAGCGUAUUGGGACCGGCGAUUCGACUGCCUUGGUACCAAUGAGACAUGCAUAGUAUUAAGUAUGAAAGAACGCCUGGCCAAAUAUCCGGAAUUGAACAGCACAGUGCAAGAGCAGUUACUACCGACCAUGCUUCAGAUAGUGUACGAGGCCGAAGUACUCAACCCAUGGUAUAAUAUUGCAAUGGAGGGGUACGCGAGAAUAGAAGAAAUAAAUCGAUUUAUCAACUGGAAGUUAGGUGGCUACAGCACUAUUUUAGACAUGCUGAUGAAAAAGAUUCCAGACCCGAAAGAGGAGCUACCAAUACUGAACAAAACGAUUCUGAACGCCGAAGUAAACAAAGUGGAUUAUUCGCGUGAAGAUGGUAAGGUAAAAUUGACAACGGAAGACGGUAAGGAGUAUAUCGCCGACCACGUGAUCAUGACGACAUCCCUGGGGGUGCUACAGAAUAACUUUGGAACGCUAUUCAACCCCCUACUUCCGGAAUCGAAGAUGAGAGGAAUUAAAUAUUCAGCAUACGAUAACAUUUGUAAAGUGCACUUGGCCUUCAACGACGAUUGGUAUAACAAGGAGGGUGUCAAAAACAAGCUGCUGCAACUUAGGUGGUCCCAGCAGGAAUUAGAAGAAUUAUGGAACGACCCAAAAAGAAAGUGGAUGUCUUACGCAAGGACGUUCCGCUUCGUUGAGCACAAGCCUCGUUUACUGAUGCUAUGGGUCCCCGGAGAGGCUGGUCGCCUAAUCGAAGAGCGCACGGACGAGGAGGUUCUUCAGCAGAUUACGGAGAUCCUGAAUAACUUCUUCUCGAAGACUUAUAACGUCAGCAAUCCCAUCGCAAUGACAAGAAGCAAAUGGAAUCAGAAUAAGCACUUUCGAGGCGCGUACAGCUAUAUAUAUAUAGACGGGGUGUGCGAGUCAUUGGGCGAGCCUAUCAUAAAAAAUGGGAAACCGGUGGUUUUAUUCGCUGGUGAAGCUUCAGAUUGCGACAAUAUUGCAACAGUGCACGGUGCUAUCGGCACUGGGUGGCGCGAGGCUGAUAGAUUGAUAAAUCUAUAUUCAGGAACCGCAACCGCAAAAGCGUUCAGAGCCAGUCUGAACGGAUUCACGAGGAUGUACCGAUUUGCGAUCUUGACUUUUUUCGCCCUAAUCGCAAGCAUUAGGAGUCUGGCCAUAACAGGAUCGCCGAGGGUGGUGAUCGUUGGUGCGGGUGCAUCGGGAAUCGCAGCUGCAUCGAAGCUGCUGCAGAACGGCAUCGAGGAUGUUCUUGUCCUAGAGGCAGAGGAUAGAAUUGGAGGCCGAGUAAAGACCAUUAAAUUCGAUGAAUACGUGAUCGAUGAAGGGGCCCAAUGGAUCCAUGGGGACGUGGGGAAUGUGGCGUACGACAUGGCAGCCCCGUUGAACCUUACAGACCAUUCGGACCCUUACAAGUUCGAGAUGUUCGCGUCUAAUGGAGAACGAUUGGCCACCGAUCUCGUCGAGAACAUCCUAAAGAUUUUUAUAGAGUACAUAGAGACAACAUCCGAUGCAACCAUGAAGAACUGCAACGCUUCGUUUGGCGAAUGCGUGAAAGAUAGAGUUCUAGAACGCCUCGCACAGUUCCCGGAACUGAACAACACGAUGCAGGAGCAGUUACUAUGGAGCAUGAAUCUGAUGCUGACGAGCCUCGAUCCAGCCGACGAUUGGAAUGGCGUUGCAGCUCAGGAGUACAAGGAAACAACGGAGGGAGAUCGGGGUGUUAAUUGGAAGCUACGUGGCUACAGCACUAUUUUGGACAUAAUGAUGAAAAAGAUUCCAAACCCGGAAGAGGAGCUACCAGUAAUGAACAAAACGAUUCUGAACGCUGAAGUGACCAAAGUGGAUUAUUCGAGUGAAGAUGGUAAGAUAAAAUUGACAACGCAAGACGGUAAGGGGUAUACCGCCGACCACGUGAUCAUGACACCUUCCUUGGGGGUGCUGAAGGCUGACCAUGAAACGCUAUUCAACCCUCAACUUCCGGAAACGAAGAUUAAAGCAAUUAAAACUCUAGGAUACGGAAACGCUUGUAAAGUGCACGUGGCCUUCAACGAUGAUUGGUACAACAAGGACGGUGUCAAAAACAAACUGAUGCAAUUUGUGUGGACCAAGCAAGAAUUAGAAGAACUUAAGAAGGACCCGAAAAGGAUGUGGAUGCCUUACUCAAUUGGUUUCAACGUCGUCGAGCACAAGCCUCGUUUACUCCAGCUGUGGGUUUCCGGAAAGGGCGGUCGCCUAAUCGAUGAGCGCACGGACGAGGAGGUUCUUGAACAGGUCACGUGGAUCCUAAAUAGCUUCUUCUCGAAGACUUACAACGUCAGCAAGCCAGUCGCAAUGACAAGAAGCAAAUGGCAUCAGAAUAAACAUUUCCGGGGCAUUUAUAGUUAUACGAGCGUAGAGGCGGCUAAAGCAAAUGUAGGAAAUGCGGAAUUGGCCGUGCCUAUCAUGAAAAAUGGGAAGCCGGUGGUUUUAUUCGCUGGAGAGGCUUCAAGUAACGACAAUAUAGCAACAGUGCACGGUGCUAUCGGUACUGGGUGGCGAGAGGCUGACAGAUUGAUAAAUCUGUACUCUAAAACCGUAAACACAACCGAAAAGAAGUAGCAAUGAAGCGGAAGAGAAGAAAUAAUAAUUUUAUGAUCAGAUGGUUAUUGUAAUUGAUUAUAUUUACAAAUAUACGAGCCAUCUUUGGUUUUGGCAAAAUAA